UUGUGACAGCUGUCAGAGCUGGUGAUGUUUCCACAAUAAAUAUAAUUUAUUCUAUUCUUGUUGCGUCAACUUAAACUUACCAUUAGUUAUUAGCAUUUUACACCUAAUUAAUGUGAAAGAGGUUAACUUGAUGGACUGCAUAGUCUCCAUAAGAAAUGGUGAAAUUUAACAUUAAUAAAUGACUAAGCAAUUAGCAUAACAUGUCUGGAACAAAUCCUAGAGAUGUGGCAUCCGAAAGGGUGAAUCCGGAGAAUAAUUACGUAACUGGUGAUCCAAUAUUUAACACGAAUCGUGCACGAAACAACAACAACAACCAGAACCCCCUUUUUACUGUGAGGGACAGAUUGUUCCAUACAGUUUUCUUUAGAGGAUCUUUAGCUUAUGCAAGAACAUUUCCAAAAUCGGUGCGGAGGUUUAUAGAGUUUGUAAUCCUUUUAAAAGCUGUUUGUGCAUUUUUUGUGCUGGUCUAUAUACACAUGACAUUUUCAAAGUCUCCAGCCACUUGUUUAGAUCAUGUUAAAGAGACAUGGCCAAGAGAUGGUAUAUUAAGAGUAGAAAUAAUUCGUAAUGCCGGAAAGGGCUACAAUAUUGAAAAAAGUUAUGCAAAGGAGCAAAAAUUGAAACACGAAAAGGUAGAAGAUGUACCAAAUGUGCUGGGUUUAUUAGUUAGAGAUGGUUUUGUAAGAGAAGAAUCAACUCUUGAGAAACAAUAUAUUAGUAAAAGUGAUCCUUUAAAGUCCCUAAAUUUUACUAAUUCACUUUCAAAUCAAACCCAAAAUGCUGAGUCUAAUUUAAGUACUGUACCUGUUGACACUGUAGAAGUGACCAAAACAUCUUGGAAUGACUUGACACCUUUGAAAAAUAGUGAGACACUUGUUGUUAAAGAAGGGCCACUUAUGAAAACAGAAGAUUCUCAGAUACGGCAGAAUGAGACAGUCAAAGAGCAAACAGUUAAAUAUGAAAUACCAAAUUUAGAAGAAGACUUGUCUCCAACUGAAAAGUUAACUAAAGCAGUUUGGCCCGAUGAUGAAUAUAUAGUGGAAUAUUCACUUGAAUAUGGAUUUCUCCGUCUCAGUCCCUCUGCCAGAGAACGUUUGGGGGUUCCUGUACACAUAGUUAUCCUGGACCCAAAUAAAGAUGAGUGUUUUGGUGACACAUUUAGUCGUCUUAUAUUAGAAGAGUUUUUGGGAUAUGAUGAUCUCCUAAUGGCAUCAAUUAAAACCUUAGCAGAAAAAGAGGACAAUAAGGGCUAUCUAAGAAACGUUGUGACUGGGGAACAUUACAGAUUUGUCAGCAUGUGGAUGGCCAGAAGUUCUUAUUUCGCGGCUUUCUUCAUAAUGAUGGUCUUUGUAAUUGAUCUACUUCAAAUGUUGGAAUUUAACGUUUCUGUAAGUUUUCCAGCUGCUCCUAUUUUGACCGUGAUUUUGGCAUUAGUCGGUAUGGAAGCAAUAAUGUCAGAAUUUUUCAAUGAUACUUCAACAGCUUUCUACAUCAUUCUGAUAGUUUGGAUGGCAGAUCAGUACGAUGCCAUUUGCUGUCACACAUCAAUAACAAAAAGACACUGGUUGCGGUUCUUCUACUUGUACCAGUUCUCAUUUUAUGCCUACCAUUAUCGGUUUAAUGGACAGUACAGUAGUUUAGCAUUACUUACUUCAUGGUUGUUCAUCCAGCAUUCUAUGCUAUACUUCUUUCAUCACUACGAGCUGCCGGUGAUUCUUCAGCAGGCUCAAGUUCAGCAGAUAAUCCUUCGAAGUACCCAGCAGCAGAGGGAAGCGCGUCCUGCCGGCCAGGUGUUCAUUAACCCUUUAGCGGCAAGGAUAACGCAACUGCUUUCAGCGGUGCGACCUUCAGUAACCACCCAGACCUCAAACACGCGAACUCCUGUAGUUAACAGUUCGACGGCUACAACAGCGUCGGUGGGCACGUCGGCCCAACCGACCGUUACCAAUCAAACCAGCCAAACGGGACCUCCGUCCGUUGAAACGACGGAGGUCCAGACCUCAACAAGCCCAACCGUGGCAACCUCGAUGCAAACGGUAGGAAGCACGAGACCUCACGGCGGAUCAGAUGCAUAAAUGAAAUGAAUGUAGCAAGCAGACUGUAUAAGGAUGUAUAGUUUCUGUUCCCGUUGACUAUUUUAAUUUAAUUGCUUGUCUAGAAUUGUAAAUAUUAUCUACUCUUAUAUAUUUCAGUUGAGAAGGUGGUUGUACCAGUUUUAGGUGUAUCGAAUGGAUUAAGUUUUAAGCAGCAAAAUUAAAAAAAAAAUAACAAACUACCCGAACACUUAAAUGGCCUCCAGUCGGUUUAAUGGCAUUUCAUGUUUUUGUAAUAUUUUGUCUGCUAUCUUCUUGCACUGCCGCUACCGGCAAAAGAUCCUUACUUUGUUGUGUAUGCCAUUUUGUUUGUUACAUAUAUAAUAAUAAAGUUAUUUUUUAACUA
Molecule: messenger RNA, 2439 nt
Organism: Agrilus planipennis (emerald ash borer)
Lineage: Eukaryota; Metazoa; Arthropoda; Insecta; Coleoptera; Buprestidae
Product: membralin
Exons: 8
Coding region: 201-2075 (624 amino acids)
Biological process (GO): positive regulation of ERAD pathway; response to endoplasmic reticulum stress
Cellular component (GO): endoplasmic reticulum
Source: RefSeq, a predicted model, not a curated record